Messenger RNA from Vicugna pacos (alpaca), 5200 nucleotides. NCBI's taxonomy places the organism in Eukaryota, Metazoa, Chordata, Mammalia, Artiodactyla, Camelidae. The record is from RefSeq and is a predicted model, not a curated record.
UUAAAGCCCUCACGGGCGUCACCAGGAGCCCACUUUCUCCUCUCAGCCUCGGUGCCGCUGGGGCAUCUGACAAGAUGUGAUACGUCACUCUCUCGUGCUGUGCUGCACGGGCCAGACCCCGAGCUCUUCAGAAAAAGAAAAAAGCCAUUAGCAUCUCAAUCCAGGGCAGACGUUGAAAUGCACUUUUGUUUUUAAGAACCACCAUCCACUCAGUGACUGGCUUCACUUGGGGAAAAAACCCAGCGGGCUGACCCUGAGUUACCAGCUCCCGGGGACCUGCCCUCCCCAAAGCUCCAGCCAUGAGGAGAGGAGACGGUAGAUGCGCCCCUUAGAGAUGGUGACUCCCUCCUGAGAAGCAGGACCACCUCCGGCAGGUAAAGGCCUCCUCCGUGGUGACCGGGCUGCUUCGCCCCAGGGCCCCGCCGGCCUUUUCUCAUCUGCUGCCAACGCCUUGCAGCCUGUUUCAGGUAGUUCUGGACUAUCUCCCGCUGCACACAGAGUAUGUUGUUUUUGUCGAGACUUAGAACACAUCCUUGUGGUGACAGAGAGAGGUGAUAAGCCAGCCUGCAAGACAUCGACGCCCUCUGUUUUGUGUAACGAUCCGAAUAGAGUUUAAAGGAGAAUAUGAAAGUUUUACUCAGGCUUGUUUGCUUCAUAGCUCUACUGAUUUCUUCUCUGGAGGCUGACAAAUGUGAGGAACGUGAAGAACAAGUAAUUUUAGUUUCAUCUGCACAUGAAGUUGAUGUCCGUUCAUGUCCUCUUAUCCCAAGUGAAAACAAAGGCGCUAUAAUUUGGUAUAAAAAUGACAGCAAGACAGUGGUGUCUACGGAAAGAGACUCCAGGGUCCAUCAGCACAAAGAUAAACUUUGGUUUGUUCCUGCUAAGGUGGAGGAUUCAGGACAUUACUACUGUGCAGUAAGAAAUUCAACUUACUGCCUCAAAAUUAAAAUAGCUGCAAAGUUUGUCCAGCACGAGCCUGCCCUGUGUUACAGCGCACAAGCUGUGUUCACACAGAAACUGCUGGUUCCUGGAGAUGGGCAGCUUGUCUGUCCUUACUUGGAUUUUUUAAAAGAUGAAAGCAAUGCGUUACCCGAAGUCCAGUGGUAUAAGGACUGCCAACCUCUACUUCUUGACAGCGUAAACUUUGCUGGGGUAACUAAUAAACUCAUCAUGACGAAUGUGACGGCAGCGCAUAAGGGACACUACACCUGCCGUGCCUCCUACAUGCACUUGGGAAAGCAGUAUCAUGUCACCCGCGUUAUAGAACUGAUUACCCUAGUGAAAAACAAGAUCAUGAGACCUGAGAUUGUGAGUCCAGUUAAUGAGACGAUGGAGGUGAACUUGGGAUCCCAGCUCCAGCUGGUCUGCAAUGUCACCGGCCGGUUGAGUGACUUUGUCUACUGGAAGUGGAACGGGUCAGCAGUUCCCGAAAACGACCCAGUGCUGGUGGAAGACUUUAGACUAGUGGAGAACCCUUUAAACAAAAAACGGAGCACAGUCAUCGCAGUGCUUAAUAUUUCAGUAGUGGAAAGUAAAUUUUAUCUACAUCCAUUUACCUGUUUAGCCAAGAAUACCGAUGGCAUGACUACAGCGUAUAUCCAGUUAAUACAUCCAGUCCCUGAUUUCCAGAAGCCCACGAUUGGUAUAUGUGUCAUGUUGACGCUGGUCAUUACAUGCUCUGUUUUCAUCUAUAAAAUCUUCAAGAUUGACAUUGUGCUUUGGUACAGAGAUUCUUGCUAUGUUUUCCUCCCAAAAAAAGCUUCAGAUGGAAAGACGUAUGACGCGUACAUCCUAUGUCCAAAGACACCUGAGGAAGGGGCCACCUCUAACUCAGAUAUUUUUGUGUUUAAAGUCUUGCCUGAGGUCUUAGAAAAACAGUGUGGAUACAAGCUGUUCAUCUGUGGCAGGGAUGACUACGCUGGGGAAAGCAUUGUUCAGGUUGUCAAUGAAAACAUAAAAAAGAGCAGAAGACUGAUAGUCAUAUUGGUGCGAGAAACAUCGGGAUUCAGCCGGCUGGGGAAUUCAUCCGAAGAGCAGAUAGCCAUGUACAAUGCCCUCAUUCAGGAAGGAAUUAAAGUUGUCCUGCUGGAGCUGGAGAAAAUCCAAGAUUAUGAGAAAAUGCCAGAAUCCAUUCAAUUCAUUAAGCGGAAACACGGGGCCAUACGCUGGUCAGGGGACAUUAGCGAAGGGUUGCAGUCUACGAACUCGAGGUUCUGGAAAAAAGUCAGGUACCACAUGCCAGUCCAGCGGCAGCUGCCUUCAUCCAAGCACCAGCUGCUGUCGCCGGCCACUAGGCGGGACUCGAAGGAGAAACGGCCAAGGGAGGUCCACGUGCCUCUCGGGUAGGGGAGAAGCUUGGCCAGAGUCCCUUGGUGACUCCUGUCUUUGGGCAUUGCAGGCUGGGCUGGGCCUCGCCGACUUGUACAGUCAUACUGCACACCUGUGCAGUCCCUUAUCCUGGAGGUCACCUGGAAUCGGGUUGUUAAGGGAGCAGGACGUGGUGCCAAUAGCAGGCCAGGGCGAUUCAGAGCAGAGGACUUGGGAGUCCUUUAAAACAGGAAACAGAUGCCCUGUCUGAAUGUCUGAACUGCUGAGAAAAGGCACAGGGGCAGCACACAAGAGGAAAGAACCUGCAGGAGAUGGCCACCUUCUCUAGAUGGCUUUAGGAAGUCACCCGCCGUCUGAGGGCGGGGCUGGGCCCAGUCUGGGGACGGCGGGGGCACCGGCCCUCGAGUGGCUCUCCCGGACACUGCGGCCGGCAGGGUGAGACCCACGCUUCCCAGGGGAAGGAGGAAGCUUUCCUGGAGCGCUUUCCCCCAUACCCGCCUCCGCAGCUGGCAGUCAGUUUCCAAAGAUGGAAUUACAUUUCACAGACCUUUUAAAACUCAUCUCUGUGGACAAAGGAAUUCUCUGGGAUUCUAAGGCUUGGUUAUAACCUCAGCUUUCUGCUAAAGAGAGAAUUUCAAGAGCAGGAAUAGAAGAGAAUGAUCCACGUUUAAUGCUGCCCCUCGGGAUGAACAUCGGUUCCACUUUAGUCUGCAUUUUACUUGACGCUUCACUUCUGCGGAAAGAUAACUUCCAAGUUACCUCCUCCGUACACCGUCACACACACAGCCCACGGGUCAACCAGCCUUCCCAAGAUGCUGCUCUGAUCUCCUCUCACUCUGCUCUUGCUGGAGCAGCUCCACGGGCUCCUCCUGGUUCAGGAGCUAAAGCCCACGUUCUUCUCCCACCAGCAUUUCCCCAUCACCCCACACCCCCAGCCCGCCAGCAUAGCCAGCCCCAUCUGGGUCCUGCCGUGUGAAUCCCCGGGUGGUACCCCCUCAGACCUCCCCCACCUGUUCCUCCAUCACUGCCUCCCCUCCUCCCUCCUGUCUCCCUGGUCAGAAAUCCUCCCCCGUCUCCUCCAGCUGACCAGAAUUUUACUGGAACACAAAAGCUUCUCCAAUUCCCUUUCCCCAGGAAACUGCUCGAAGGUCCUGGCUCUCUUUUUCUCAGUCUGAUAGUAUGCGCUGUUGGCUGUCACUUCCGUUGCCAGCCCGAGCCCUGCUCUCUGCAGGAGAGGCGUGGGUGUGUCCCUUUCCCCAGGCGCUUUCAGAAGUAAUUCGCACCCAUCACACAGAUUUGUAUAGUGCUUUAUUGUUUUAAAAUGUCCACAGCUGAUCUUACUUAAUUUUCAGAGUCAUCCUAAUUUUAUAGAGAGUGCAAGUGACCUACUUUAAAUUUCAUCACAUUUUUAGUUUCUCUGUCUUGUCUCUCCUUAGCUGGCUUCGAGUGCAGUGUUCUGAAUGUUGGAUGUCAGGUCAGCACAAGUCUCCUUUCCCCCUGCUCCAGCACUUUGGUGAGAAGAAAUGAUAGUUUUUGAGGAUGGUGGCUGAUUCUAGAAAUGCUUUUAUUUAAGAAACCGAAUUCUAAACUUCCGAAUCAUGGAAUUUACAAAAAUUAGGUUUUGAUUUUAUGGAAGACUUUUCUGCUUUCCUAUAUUCUUUCAAUAAGGUAAAUAUUUCUUAGGAAAUUAAAAUGAAAGCAGGUUUUUCUUUUGUAUGGAAAAAUAUUUUUUAAAACUUGAUGGCAGUCCUCCAGGAUCAUAGAGAAACCCUGGAAAACCCCAACGGCAAGUUUAAGUGCCGCUUACUGCAGGACACAACACACAGUUUUACAUGUUGUACAAACAUGGACAGGCCUUCUGUUUUUUAAUAUUUUUAAUUUUUAAUAUUAUGGGGGAAGACAAACUUUUCUUUGGUAUUUUCCCCCAAAGCAAUCAGAACCAGACAAGAAUAGAUUUUAGUAUUUUGACUCUUCCCUUUCCACCUGUUUCUCCGGGAUCCCACCUGACGUCAUUGAGGAAUAGUGCUGUUUGGGGGCCGUUGUUUUAAGAGAAAGUGCCUCCUCUUCGUUUGGCAGCAAAUUCAGACUGUAGCCAGCAGUCUGCGGGGUUGGAGGAGCAGGGCUGUCACAUCCCCACCCCCCGAAGGGCCUAUGUGAUGCUUUAAAUAUGCAAUGUUGCGGAUCACCUUUAGCUUCCCACCUAUAAAGUCUAUUGGCAUGUGUGGUGCCAAGAAAGUGAAUUCUGAAACUCAGCAUUAGUGGCAAAAUCGGCCAGAAAGUCAGGAGGGGGCAAAACAACCAAGAAUUAACAGUGGCCUUGCACGUGGAGUUUAGGGAGGGCUAAGCAGGGAUGUGCGGGCGGAGGAGGAGGUGCCCCGCCAGGAAAGUGGGGCGGGAGGAUCCCGGGAGAAGGCACUACACCCCUGGUUCCCUGGGAACUUCCUUUGCUUUAUUGUUUUCCCAGGAAAACCUCUUUUAAGUGCUUCCUUUCAGGCUUUCCCUGUUAAUUAUAUUUCACUGCAGUAUCCGAUGGUAAUUUUUUUUUUUUUGGUCAGCCUAAGUGUUUAGGUUUGCAAAUGCGCCAAAGUGUUUCAUUUCCAGUUGUUAAAACUGACUUAGUGAGAUUGAUAGCUUCCUUCUUCUGCCUCUGUUUUAUUUGCAGUAAAAGGAAGGGUAUUGAGCCAUUUUUUUCUCAAUGACGUUUUUGAUAAAUUCUAUUUGUACUGGGUAAUGAUGAAGGGUUUUUUUUUAACUUGUUUGUAUAAUUCUGCAGCAGAUACCAAAUAGUUUUAUAUCGUAAAACACCGGAUUCAUGUGCAGCACGUGUCCAUGGACUGUAAUCAUUUUCCAAUAAAACUGUCAGAACCUGGUA